AUUAGCUAAACAUGGCAACACUGGUACUGUAUUGUCACUCAGAUGAAAAGUGUUGUUUCGCUCCUCCUAGCAGUUUUUAGUGUAUUUAGCGUAUCCCCUUUACUUUUGUGUUUACUAUUCAAUUAAGUCCUCUUCUUGCUAUGUGUUAUGUUAUGUUAAUUUGACUAGACACGCGAUAUAAUCAUAAACGCCUCUGUAAUUAAUGUUCGCUCGAUGUCAAUAGGGACGAUAUUUGUUUGCUGUGUGUCAUCCAAAAUGGCAGGAAAGACGAAUAAUUUGCAUUUAGACAUUAGCUGAUGUGAAAUAAUGAUAUUAAGUGCGUCUAGAAGAGUGUCGUGUGGGUGGACUGUGAAUUAACGCGGGAAUGUGGACAUAGAAGUGUGAGAUGGGGUCCCAGACUUUGGAAAUUCUGCGUCAGGGUGUUUGGGCAUCUCUGACAGGCGGCUGGUUUUACGAUCCGCACCAGAAUUUGUUUUGCAACACUGUGCACCUGUAUGUGUGGCUGUUCCUGUUAUGCCUUCCGUUCUCCGUGUACCUGUACUUCCCUCCAGCAAGUCUCGGGUGGAUCAUCUACUGCACGCUGGUGGCUCUUCUCUUCACGAGCCUGAAGCUGCUGAACCAUGGGCUCCACCACAUGUAUGACACCAGUGAGUGCAUUGUACUCCCGCCAAGCACCGAUGGGACUUCCAAUGACAAUACUACCCGUGAUGAAGGCAUGGAGAUGCAGAUGCUUCGUCCGGCUGCCGCCAGCAGCGACAACGAGUCCAUGGCGGGCGCCGACUACAACAAACCCAACAACAGCACCAUAGAUUUGAAAGUGGAUGUGCACAGAAAGAACAGCUCGGAGUCUAGCAACGAAGACAGCACACUGUCGGUGAAGUUGUCGGACGUGGCGGCCGCCGGCGCCGAGCUCGCGGCGCCCGAGCCGGGGCCCUCCGGGGCCAAGAGGCCGCAGCCGAGACGGAAGCCUAAACGCGACCCCCGAGCCAAACGGCGCGCUAAUCGCAUCGACGAGCUCAUCGUCGAGGAGGUGUACCGCUCGGGCCGCGACGCCGCCCUCCCCCACGACGACGGGCCCUUCGCCAAGGUCUCCCGCCGCUACCACGACUGCUCCCACCGCCGCGGCUCCAACCGAGACUUCUUCAAGGAGUGGCUGUAUCUCGACGGCAACGAAGCCGUCGGGGAACCUUACCAAUCCAAAUUCGCCCGCCAACUUAGCUCAGACUCCAGAGAUAACUCCGAACCGAGCGUCGGACCACCUUCCCCGAAGAAAAGAUCACACCGGAGAAGAUACAAUAACUAUCCGGAGGAAAACUGCACCAAAUCCGCUAUAGCACUAACUACUCAAGAAUUAAACAGAAAUAUGAGAUGUAAAUCUAACUCGACCAUGUCGACUAUACAGCUGCCGUUGCUAAAUUCGACUGCUCAACUAGUUUCACAUAUGCGGAGACACUCAAAUAACACGGAUACAGGUUUCUUUGCGAGUGUAGAGCUUGGCGAGUAUAUGAUGGUCAAAGCGGAAGCUCCGACUGGUGACGCUGAUAAAAAUAAAGGCAAAAGCCCAGGAGUUAGGAGGAUUAAGAGUGCCGCUUUAGAGAUAGGAUGCCCUCCGCCCAGUGUAUCGAAUUUAUCCCCCCAUCCUAAUAGCGUAGAGACUAUAGGCGGACAAGUGUUAAAAAACCCGAAAAAUGCCGUCAUACCUCCGCCUAGCAAAUGCUUGACUAGAGGACCGCAUUUCAAUUUGUUUCCACGCAGCGAACCGGACGAAGGCAGAGGCAGCUACCCCUACCUAACGUACGGUUCCGAAAUAGUAUACCCCAUAGCUGAAAUAUCCGAUGAAAUGCAGACAUCACAGAAAGAGACUGAUUUAGAUUCGAGCGGUGAAAGUUACAGUGAAUACGAAGAUGAUAAGCAGUUCCGAGGUUUCGAUUGGGACGCGGAACAAUCACCAGUAGUGAGAUCCAGUGAUUCCGAUUAUGAGAAUAAUGGUUCAAGAUCUCCUUUGCUAGACAGAGCAACGGACGUCCGAGUGGUUCGAACGAAGAACCAAGAUUGCAAGAAACAUUGCUGUGAACGACACUCAAAGCAGAAUCCAGAGUGCGCUCAUAGCAAAUCUAAACCUGUAAGACUGAAGAAGCUUAUGAAACAAGAUGAGGCCAAGUGUGUUGAUCGACCGAGUGGUUCGUGUGAGUGUAAAUAUCCCGCUGACUAUUAUGAUAAAGCCAGUGCUAGUUCUAAAGACUUGCUUAUAGAGAAGUCGAGCUUAGAAUCCAAUGAGAAUGAGAAGAAAGAUGAUAAGCCAGUUGAGAAGAAACUGUGGGACCAUGAUAUAUCUAAUUCUAGCAGUAGUAGUGAAGCCAAUUUUGAUAGACCACCGGAGAAAGCAAAAGAAGAUGAUAAAGUCUUCCAAGAGACUGAGGAAUCACAGGUGAUUGAUAGUAAAAGCGCGGAUGAGAGAAGUGUUUAUAGUAUAGAUUGGUUAUUUGAAGAAUCAGCUAUAGAAGAAUCCCCACCCUGCUGUCCGGUGGUCUGUCACGAAAAUUGUGCUACAGAAGAAAUUAUAUGCCAAAAACUUGCCAACGCCUUAGGCGAAUCCUCAUUCAAUGUCCCAAAAAAUUUAGGAGCUAUUCCAAAGCAGAUUAAAAACUUGGCGCGUUCGAGAGCUUCAUCCCAGAAGGAAAAUAAGAAAAAAGAUUCAAAGAAAGAGAAUGAGACUGAAGAUAGAACGCUUAUGGAUGCUGUGGAAGCUCAGGCUGCUUUAGUACAGGGUCUAGAAUGCCUUUUUGCUGCUACAAAUGCAAAUACGGUUGUUAUGCCACCUCCCAGAGAGGAACGACCAAGAAGUCACAGGCAGAGCAUUAGAGGUGAAAGGGAAAACUCACACAAAACCAGGAAAAGAUCAAUAGAAGAGGUCGCACAAACGUCCACAAACACACUACUCCCUACUUCCAUGCCUCUACUAGCGGCUUUCCUAAACUCCAGAGUAGAUUUAAUGCCCUGCUGCUUACCCGAAAAUGCCCCUCCAGAGCUAGUCCAAUACGCCGAAGAAGGCCAAAGACUUAGACCUCUAAUGGACAGAAACCACAGGAAUAGAGUGCGGAAAAUAAAACGAUCUACCAGACAAAGAAACAAUCCGUCCAACCAGAACAAUGCCGAUAAAAAAGACAAAACCCCUUACCCGGAAAACCCUAAUACUUCCAACAGUGUUCAUUUCGCGACGUCUUUCGAUGACACGACAGACGGAGCGAUACAUUGCUUCAUGGAUGAAUAUGGCAAUUGGAUGUCAUAUACAUUUGAUAAGAAUAGCUCAGGAAGGGCUCAAGCUCAACCCAUUCCUCUCCCAGACAAAGAGGAUGUUAGAUGUAAUAGAGUGAAGCCGAUAGAAGCUCCAGAUUCGCAGGAAACCGGUGAAGGUAGCUGCGGAUCGUUAGAAUCAGAAGCGGGGAACAGCGAAAGCAUAGCGAAACCUAAAAGAGAAAACAGCAUCGAUCAAAGCUCGUCUAAUCAAGGCAGUAAUAACCCAUUACUGUCAAGUAAUAACAAUGUUUCCGCUGUGGUUCCGAUUAAUACAAACAACGCGAAUAAAAGGUUUUAUGUUUUUGACGGCGGGACCGGAUCACGCACGGAUCAACCACGGUCCCCUGUGGCGUACGCAACUGAUAGCUUACUAGAGCAAAUUGAGGCUGAAAGGCAGUCUAGAAUGGGCUUCCCAAGCAUGCAUAUAAACUUCUUAAUGAGCCAGCAGAGGGCACAGAGGGAACAAGCACAACAGUCCGUUGAAACUGUCUCUAACAAUAUACCAAGUCUAAUGCCUUCGUCUAUAGGUGAAGCGAGCCUAGAAAUCAACAUAAGGAGUAAAUUAUCAAAGUUCAUGGACGAAAUAGAGAAAGCCAAUCAGCCAAAACCAAAGAGUUACUACAAGUUUAAUCUAUGGAAGUGUUUCGAAGUGAAAGUGACGAUGGACAGAUUGAAAUUGAUGGCGUUAUUUGACAGGAAUUUAACGUUCAAAGAGACUUUCAUAUCAAUCUUACUAGCGAUCUCAGUGGCGGUUUUAGGCUCAAUGGUGUUAAAUCUAGGAUUUUACAGGGACAUAUACGCGUUUUGGUUCUGUUUCAUAAUGGCUGGAAGCCAAUAUUCUUUACUGAAAAGUGUCCAACCGGAUUCAGCGUCGCCCGUUCACGGUUUCAACAAAAUGGUCGUGUUUUCUCGACCAGUAUACUUCUGUUUAUGCACAGCAAUACUAUGUCUCGUCAAUGGGCAGUUGCACCAGAUACCGGAAGAACAUUCUAGAAGUAAACGAAGUGUGGACGAGAAACCUUUAACUAUAUACGGGUUCGAAAUGAACGAGAGAGAUUUUUUACUAGUAAUCCAGGAAGUACUAUCAAAAUUUCUUCUCUUCUUCCCUUUAGCGUUCAGCUUAGGAUUAUUCCCUCAAGUGAAUACAUUUCUCAUGUAUCUUCUAGAACAAAUCGACAUGCAUAUAUUUGGUGGUAACGCUACCAGCAGUUUAAGCGCUGCGGUAUAUUGCGUAGUAAGAUCUUUAGCAGCUAUAGGAGUCCUAUACGGCUUCGCGUACAGUGGACUCGUUGAAGGAAAGAAAUCACAGCACCAAAAACACAAUAUACUUUUUUCUAUCUUCUGCGCUUUGCUAGUACCUAUAGCAUAUCACUUAAGUAGAAGCGCAAGCGAUUACACAUUAAUUUGGAAUUUAAUUAAAAAACACUUACUUCCACCUGAGUUAUACGUGAUACAGACGCUGCCAGAAGUCAUACCUGAAGCAGGGAAACCUGAAAACACAUUGACAGAUGACAAGAAAAACAAUUCAGAAAGUAAUAUCUCCAAACAGAACUCCAUAGGAUCAUCAGCAUCUAAAAUCAACUUCAGCUCGGAGACUAACAUAGCUAAAACUCAAAAGCGUUCGCAGACCUCAAGUGUUAGCUCUUUAAAAAUGGAUCCCCGGGGUGAUACUAUGUCUACUUCAUCUUUAAAGGAGCCGAAUGAGACGGAAGAUAAAACGAAAGAUCCAGAAAAGCCGGUGGAUGAGGAUAUGGAGGAUCCUUUGCCUAAGAAGUUGCAGGCGACGGUGAAUGCGAGAUUGAAGAACGACGUGAUAGUGUGCACGUUUCUAGGCUUGUUCGUGUUUGGCCUGCAUUGUACUACGGUGUUUACAUCGCUUACUAAACUGCAGUUGAACAAGGUGGUCUGGAUAAUCUGCGCAGUGGGCUGGGUCCUACACUACAUAACCCCUCAACUGCGCAAACAGCAACCUUGGCUCUGUUUAGCAGGGCCAGUGUUAAGACCACACGAACACGCUCAGUUUGAGGUCACCGAACCGGCGAAACUUAUGUAUUUCGAAAAGAUAUUCGUGUACCUCUGUUUCCUGGAGCGCAACGUUCUGUACCCGGGCAUAGUGGUGGCCGCUACAACACAAGACGCGCCGCUAAUAGCCGCUAAAUACGGAGACGCGCUGGCGGCGCUGUUUGUGUGCGUGGCCGCGCUCAAGUGCCUCCGGAACGCCUACUCAGAACCUGAAACGCAAUACCUGAUACUGGUGUUCGCGUACCUGCUGUUCCAAUGGGACCUCAACAGUCAGAACAUCUCGGAGCAGUUCCUCAUUGAUUACUUCGUCACCGCCAUUAUAUUCAGCAAGGUGUACGAGUUUCUGCUAAAAAUCCAGUUCGUAGUGACCUAUAUCGCGCCCUGGCAGAUAACCUGGGGCAGCGCCUUCCAUGCGUUCGCCCAGCCAUUCAGCGUGCCGCAUUCCGCCAUGUUGUUUCUGCAGUGCGCUGUUUCGGCGUUAUUAUCGUCCCCUCUCACUCCCGCUUUGGGCAGUGCAAUAUUCAUGACAUCGUACGUGCGGCCCGUCAAGUUUUGGGAGCGCGACUACAACACCAAGAGAGUGGACCAGAGCAACACGAGGCUCUCCUCGCAGUUGGAACGGAACCUGGGGGCUGAUGACAACAACCUCAACUCGAUAUUCUACGAGCAUUUAACAAGAUCAUUACAGCACUACCUGUGCGGCGAUCUCAUGCUUGGCAGGUGGGGACAGGUCCAACAAGGAGAUUGUUUUGUGCUCGCCUCAGACUACCUGAACUGCCUAGUCCACAUAGUGGAGAUGGGCAACGGAUUGGUCUCGUUCCAACUGCGAGGCCUCGAGUUUAGAGGCACAUACUGUCAGCAACGUGAAGUCGAGGCCAUUUCGGAAGGCCCAGAGGAGAGUGGUGAAGGCGUAUGUGGCGUCUGGGCCUGCGGUCUCGGUGGGGCUCGCUUCCUGGCGCCGGGCGCCGCUUGGGCGCUGCGCUGGCUGGCGUGGCAGCUGGCUGCUGCUCGAUACGUGCUGGAGGGCUACAGCGUCGCCGACAACAGCGCCGUGUCCAUGCUGCAGCUGUUCGACUUCAGGAAGGUGCUGCUCACCUAUUAUGUCAAGAGCAUAAUCUACUACACCAUGCAGUCAGCGAAGCUUGAAGAAUGGCUGUCCUCGCCAACAUUAACCGAAGCCCUGAAACCGAUGGCCGAGCGCUCGUUCGUCGACCUCGACCCCAUCUUUAAUGUCAAUCUGGACGAAGAUUACGACUUUAGAGCAUCAGGCAUCACUAGGUCGCGGUUCUGCGCGGUGUACCAGGAGUGGAUCGUGCACUGCGGCGCGCGGCGCGGCGCGGGCUGGCGGCGGCGCGCGGCGGCGCGGGAGUCGGCGCUGGUGACGCUGUGCUUCGCGCUCAGCGUGGUCGGCCGCCGGGCUCUAGCGCAUGCGCAACACCUGUCCGCCUCCAGUGUGGAAUUCUUCCUGUACGGUCUCCACUCGCUUUUCAAGGGCGAUUUCCGCAUUACCUGCGCUCGCGACGAGUGGGUGUUUACCGAUAUGACACUGCUACACUCUGUGUUAGCGCCUGCCAUCAGGAUGGCAUUGAAACUGCACCAGGACCACUUCAUGUUUCCCGAAGAGUACUGCAGCAGUUCAGCUCUGUUCUCCGCCAUCGCAUGUCAUUCCGCCCGACUGGUCAUCUGCCACGAAGCGGCCCCGGCGUGGCGGCACAACGUACUACGUGGGGCGCCGCACCUACUUGCCCUCAGACACGUAAUGGAUGAAGGCAACGACGACUACAAGAUAAUAAUGCUCAACAAGCGCCAUCUAGGUUUCCGAGUGAUCAAGUUAAACCGCGAAUGUGUCCGUGGACUCUGGGCUGGACAGCAACAAGAGUUAGUCUAUCUGAGGAACAGGAACCCAGAACGGGGGUCCAUACAGAACGCAAAACAGGCACUCCGCAACAUAAUAAACUCAUCGUGUGACCAGCCCAUCGGUUACCCGAUCUACGUGUCACCGUUGACCACAUCAUACGCUGACACAUCACCACCGCUAUGCUCGUUACUCGGCGGGCCUGUUACUGUAAAAGCCAUUAGGACCCGAGUGGCUGCGUUAUGUAAAAGGAUCCGUCGCCGCUGUGGAGAGGGUUGCUCAAGCGGCGGUGUAGACGCUGCCGCCGCCGAGGCCGGCGCCGCUCGCGCUGUCAGCACGCCGAGACACAACACGCUACAUCUAUCUCGGAGCUCGUUAGCGGGUACGCGUGGCAGCUUAGCUAGCGCGGGCAAGCCGGGCGCUACCCUGGCGUCUCUAGCCGGCUUGCUUCGGGAACAUUCGCACGAACGGACGCAAGAAGAAGUAGCGAACGCCUACGGCAACACACACGACACGUUGGACAGCCGCCGGCGCAGCGAGGAGCGCGCGGGCCCGGCGCGGCGCGAGCGCCACAUGCGCGCGCGGAGCCACGGCAAGGAGCCCGCGAGACAGGGCAACCGCAGCCGGGCGCGGCGCGAGCGCGCGCGGCCCGCGUCCUUCCGCCUGGACCCCCGCGAGCAGGACACCAAACCCGACGAGCCACAGGGCUCCACGGGAAGCGGGUGGGAAGGCGCCUGGCGGGACCAACCCAGGCGUUCCGCUAGUUCUAAGACGGCGGCCCCGCGGCGAUCAGAAGAGUCCUCGCUGGAGGAACUGGCCCCGCACGGCCUCUCCGACGUGUCGCUGCCGGACUGCAAGAUACUCGCCAACAGGCACGCCAGGCAAGACAGAGACUUACAAAGAUACUUCCUAAACGAAGGCACGUCAAAAGAUCUGUCCAAACUCAGCAAAGAAAUCCGUCAUGAGCGAGAAAGCUACCGCGAACUCACCGGUCGCUAUAUAGAAAAAUCUGAAGCCAUACCGCUCAAAGAAACCCACUAUUCCGACUUGUCCAAUAAAGAGUCCAUACUUAAGAAAGAAGGGAAAAAGGACUCUAAGAAUAAAGAUAUAAAGACUAAAAUCAAACGAUCAGAUUCGGGCAGAAGCGAGUUGAAAAUGAAUGUCAGUGUUGGUAGUAAAGUGUUGAUCAUUGAGCCUCUCGGGGUGUACGAUUGUAUCAAUUUGGGGAGGAGGAUAGAUGUGCAGUGGCCUUCGGAGGCGCAGAGGGAGAGGGGGGGGAGGAACUUUUGGGGGAGCUGGGUGCCGAUGCCGGGGAUGGAUGGACUGGUGGUGCACAAAUGGACCCCUAACCACCGGGACCCUAAACUACGGUCCCACGUCGACAAGAGCAUCCUUCUCAUACAGAUAGAAGAUAAAUUCGUUCCCAUUGCCGAGAACUGUGUUCAGGACCUCGGCGACGAGGUCUGAGGUGUGCAAUAGACCUUAAUACAUGGAUAUAAGACUCAAAAUUGCGUAGAAAUUUCAUGAA
Cydia splendana is the source of this 8702-nucleotide messenger RNA. RefSeq names its product pecanex-like protein 1 (gene pcx). The transcript is spliced from 27 exons. Gene Ontology annotation, cellular component: membrane; endoplasmic reticulum. Lineage: Eukaryota; Metazoa; Arthropoda; Insecta; Lepidoptera; Tortricidae. Bases 386 to 8641 code for a protein of 2751 amino acids. The record is from RefSeq and is a predicted model, not a curated record. Gene Ontology annotation, biological process: endoplasmic reticulum organization.